Triticum dicoccoides is the source of this 1097-nucleotide messenger RNA. RefSeq names its product COBRA-like protein 3. The transcript has 4 exons. Gene Ontology annotation, biological process: plant-type cell wall cellulose biosynthetic process; cellulose microfibril organization. Gene Ontology annotation, cellular component: plasma membrane. Lineage: Eukaryota; Viridiplantae; Streptophyta; Magnoliopsida; Poales; Poaceae. Bases 176 to 838 code for a protein of 220 amino acids. The record is from RefSeq and is a predicted model, not a curated record.
CCAACCCCAUUGUCAAAGAAGGCCCCUGCCUCCUGGCCCCAAAGGCGCCGUUGACAUGAAGCUUUGACUACUGUGAUAUUCAACUCAUUCUCCCCCUAUCAGCAAAGAUCCGCAGAUCAUCCGCAUAGUCGCCAAAAAAAGAAGGGAGAGUGUCGGUGGAGCAGCCGGGGAGGAAAUGGCGGUGGUUGCGGGCGUCACCGGGAGCUCCAGAUCCGCGGCCUGCUGCGCCGUGCUGCUCGCGGCCGUGCUGUUCCUCUCCGCACCGGCCACCACAGAGGCUUAUGAUUCGCUGGAUCCAUAUGGCAACAUCACGAUAAAAUGGGACAUCAUUUCGUGGACUCCGGAUGGUUAUGUGGCAACAGUCACAAUUACCAACUACCAGCAGUUCCGAACCAUAUCUGCACCCGGGUGGCGGCUGGGGUGGUCGUGGCGAAAGAAAGAGGUCAUCUGGGCGAUGGUGGGGGCUCGGGCAAUUAAGCGGGGCGAUUGCUCAAAAUUCAAGCGCAGCCGUCCCCAUUGCUGCAAGAGAGAUCCGACGAUUGUCGAUCUUCCUUCAGGCACCCCAUUCAACCAGCAAGUUGCCAAUUGUUGCAAGGCAGGAGUUCUAAAGACAUUUAACCAGGACCCAGGAAAUGCUGCUUCCUCCUUUCAGAUUGCUGUAGGUCUUGCUGGGACUACCAAUAGGACGGUUAUUUUGCCCAAAAAAAUCACUCUCAAGGCUCCAGGUCAGGGGUACACUUGUGGGCGUGCUCUUGUUGUCGUGCCUACCAAGUAUUCUUCCUCGGGCGGGCGCAGGGUAACCCAAGCUUUCAUGUCAUGGAAUGUAACCUGCACGUAAUCCCAACUUCUUGCUCGGAAGACUCCGACAAAAGGUUUAUCAAUCCGCAGAGAUUAUAGGACGAUAGCAAUUUCCGUCAAGUGGAUGACUUAAGAUUUAUCAAUUCGAGGGAGGCGUAGGUUGAAAGUGUUCUCUCUCAAACAACCCUACAAUCAAAUACAAGGAGUUUAUUAUGUCCCUAACACACCUAAUACAGUUGUUGAUUGUAUAAGUGUAAUAGUUCAGCAAAGAGAUCGAUAAUUUGCGUUAUAGAUCGAUA